GUUGUCUUCUUGCUUUUGGGAUUAUUCAAACGAAAAACGAGCGUUGCUCUUCCAAAACGAUUUAAUUAAUGAUCUAAGGGAGCUGGAAAUGACUAUUUUGUCCUUAUUCCCUUAUCGUCUUUAUCCGCUUAUCCAACUUUUCUUUUUCCAUUGACGAGGAGAAGAUUUUUUUUUUUCCAAUUUUCCAGGUCAAAUUUGCUUCUCAUACGGAGAAGAUUCUUUACGGGUUCGCUUUUUUUCUCUUCGCCGCCGAUUGAUCUGGUUGAAGAGAAGUUUACUACGGCGACGAUGUCGACGAUCUCGAUCCACCGGACUGAAUUACUUAGAAUCACGCACAAUCGCUCGCGAAUUUGCCGGCAAAGAUAUCGGAGAACCAUACCUCCUUGGAGAAUGACGAUCAAUUCGACGUCUUCUGAUACAUCUAAGAAGGAAGAACUAUCUGUGCAGAUAACAAAUUCGCCUACGAUUCCUCAAGUUGAUCAAUUAAGACCUGAGGGUUUGAGAUUCGACCGUUUGCAGCCGCCGGAGUUUGUUCAGGAAGAUAGAUUGGAAUUUGGUAAAUUCGUAGCACGAGGAGCCGUUCUUGAUGAGGAGUUCUGGACAGCAGCUUGGCUACGUGCAGAGAGUCAUUGGGAAGAUCGUGCCACUGAAAGAUAUGUUGAUAACUUCAAGAGAAAAUAUGCAGAGCAGGAGUUUAACGACAUCAAGAGAAGAUGCAAAGGCUUGCAAGGGCAGAAAUGCUUAUGUAUCGUUGCGGUGAAGAAGGAAGAGAGACACAUUAAACGUUCAGUGAUCAGAAGUGUUGUUGGGACGCUUGAUUUGAGCAUUCGGUUCUUCUUUCAAGGAGAGACCUUUCCUGGGGAAAAGUUAAAGUCUCAAUUGUUCUGCAGCUUGAACCGGGAAGGAUCAAAUAGGUAUGGUUACAUUGCUAAUCUGUGUGUUGCGAAAUCAGCACGACGCCAGGGCAUUGCUUGCAACAUGUUACGUUUCACUGUCGAAUUAGCCAGAUUGAGUGGAGUUGAACAAGUAUAUGUUCAUGUACAUAGAAACAAUUCAGUUGCUCAGGAACUAUAUAAGAAGACCGGUUUCAAGAUCGUUGAAACGGGACAAUCUGAAUCAACAUACCUUCUCCAAUACACAAGAUGACUCACAAGAAAAGAUGUAUAUUCUCUCUGCCCUUUCUUAAACUUUUUAUUUUGGAGAAUGGGAGAGAUUCAACACGCAGAAGAAGUUAUUGAUGGCUACAUCUCGUGGGUAAGCUCAAAAUUGUUACAUACAUUUGUUUGUCAUGUAAAAUUUAGUGAAGUGUGUAUGUGUGUGUGCAGUAUGUUAAGUCCAUGUUUCAUCUACGAUUGUGCAAGUUUUACAGAGAAAUAUACAUUAAGCUUUUGUUUUAAAACGCUUGCACUCUUACAUUAGUAAAAUUCAUGUCGAAUUCAUUUGAUUAAAAACCCAAACCGGAAUGUGAUCC
Messenger RNA from Thlaspi arvense, 1471 nucleotides. The record is from the annotation of a GenBank genome assembly. NCBI's taxonomy places the organism in Eukaryota, Viridiplantae, Streptophyta, Magnoliopsida, Brassicales, Brassicaceae.